Hemibagrus wyckioides is the source of this 3155-nucleotide messenger RNA. RefSeq names its product tumor protein p53 inducible nuclear protein 1 (gene tp53inp1). The record is from RefSeq and is a predicted model, not a curated record. Gene Ontology annotation, cellular component: autophagosome; nucleus. The transcript has 4 exons. NCBI's taxonomy places the organism in Eukaryota, Metazoa, Chordata, Actinopteri, Siluriformes, Bagridae. The coding region runs from base 449 to 1174 and encodes 241 amino acids. Gene Ontology annotation, biological process: positive regulation of DNA-templated transcription; autophagosome assembly.
CAAUAACAAAGGAGAGCAGUGAGACCUCGGAGGGACUGAGAGAAACAUAUGUUCGUGUUUAAGGGUCCACAAAAAUAGUGUUUUUUUUCUUCAAAGAAGAAGUAUUUAUAUAGAUAUAUAUAUUUAUACUGGGUAACACAUCCUACCUCAACCUUCAAGCGAGCCGAGUUUUCGUUUUGCUCUUUUGUUUUGUUCCGUUUUUGUCUUGUUACCAUCUCUUCCUGUUUACACCGAGUCUCUGCCGCAGGGCCUUAACUUUUGCACACUCUGUGAAAGCUAUGACUGAGCUUUAAGUGUUCCUAAUACAUGAAGGAAAAACUCAUGCACUUCAGCACCUUUCCAGAGGCUUCUGUGAGCAGCUAUAACAGCUGAUGACCAAAGAGCCCCAUCCUCAAGCGACACUAGCAGGACUGAUCUGGCCCCCUCCUCCUCUCCCAGCUCCUCCACCAUGUUCCAGAGGUUCACCAGCAUCCUAUUCGGAGAUGCCCUGGAGGAGGCCAGUGAAUGUCCUGAUGUGGGCUUUAACAGAAAUGAAGACGACGAGGACUGGAUCCUUGUUGAUUAUCUUGCUGAAGCUUGCUCCAGUGCCUGUGAGGAUGAGUUGAUAGAAGUCUGCUCAGAGAACAUAGAUGCUCCUGACUGCCCUCUGCGCUGCAACUCCUGCUCCUCUCUGGAUUCAGCAGCAGACAUGGACCCCGAGGACAGAGGAUUCUUGCACCUGGAUGCUGAGUGUGGUCUGGAGGAGAGCUGGUUUAUAACACCACCACCCUGCUUCACAGCUGGAGGAAGGGGUCCAGUGCUUUUGGAGACCAGUCCUCUCGAGAACCUGCUUAUUGAGCACCCCAGCAUGUCUGUCUAUGCUGUGCAUAGCUCACACCACCGCCAGCUAAAGGAAAACUCUUGCGAACCUAGCAUCCUCAGGUCUGAAGUUCAGCACAGACCCAGUCCCCCUCAUGGCUGCUAUGCAGCUGCUCUCACUGCCACACGUGCCAGCUUCCUAGAGCAGGCCAAAAAUGGACGCCUGGCUCAGAGGAUUCGGGACAAUGUGCAGCGCCAGCAGCUGUCCCGUAAUGCGCUCCGCCGCCUGAACCUGCUCCGCGAUGGGGGAGCCAAACAGGCCAAAGCCGCCACAGGUCAAGUCCACCAGCCUGGACAGAGGCAGUACAACUACUGAGACCAUUGCCACUGUGCCCCCCCCCCCAAAUUAUUCUCUCUCUCUCAAACUCUUCCCAGCUCUAUGCUAGGAGUUAGUCUUUCUUAUGUAAACACAAUGGGAUCCUUCAGAAUCAACAGCAUAGGUCACUUUACUCCAGUGCAGGUACCAAUCUGCUUGAGCGUAUGUCCAAAUCAGGCUCUGUUUAGCUCUGGUUCUCCUACCUGGAGCUAACAACAUAUUUUAAUUGUGUCACAAGUUACAGAGAGCUUACAUAACGGUUGACGUCUGUAUGCGCUUCACAUACAGAGCCAUGUAGUGUGAAUGUAGGUUUUUGUCAUCAUUAUUAUUUUUUGCAUGUUGUAUUUCAGUGGACAUGCAGGAAUUGUAUCAUCCUGUACCUACUUGCUUCAAGUGUAGCAACGUUAAUGGACAUUUUUUUUGCAUCACUAACUGCAUUUUUGUUUGUUUUUGGGUGAAUUGAUCUGACAGGUUCUGCUUUCUGAUUCAAAAAAUUCCUUUUACUACAACAUUUUAAGUCUAGCAUUACUUAUCACUAAAAGCCUUUAGUAGUAAAUUUCCAAAUAUGAAAGAUAUAUUAAGAAAAGCUAUAGAAAUAUUUUUUAAAAGAAAAAAAAAUAUCACAUAUAGUAUAUAACAGUAUGAAGUUGUGUUAUCUGCAGUGUGAGCUAUGUAUGUAUGUAGCUUUAUGGUAGCAGGCAUUUUUGUAUGACAUUAUAGUGCAUAGAAACAGUUGAGUGUUUCUUCUUUUUUUUUUUUUUUUGGUUUGCUUUAAAUCUGCCAUACAUGUCUCAGGGUCACAAAGCAGUCACUUGUACUCUACUAAAAUGCAGAUUACUUGACAAUUGUUAAUUGUAUUUGUACAUACUGAAGAACUUCUUAAAUUUGUCAUUGUGUACAUUACUUGGUUGAAAUAUUUGUAAUUAAUCACUUUUAACUAAGCUGAAAGAAAGCGAAAAGGUUUGUUUUAGGACUGUGAAAAGAAAGUCUUUCUCUUGACUGUUAAAAUCUGCAAACAAUGAGUAAUGUCUUUUUAAAAAAAAAAUUUCUCUCACUGUAAUAGGCUUUUGCAUUUUAUGUAUUACAUGAAAGUUAAAUAUUUAAACCUAAUGUAGCAACAAACUAACAAACAUCUUUGGUUGUUCUAUAUUUUCAGAUUUUUUUAAACACAUGUACAUUGAUCAAUCUGGGAAAAAAAACAGAAUAGUGUUGUGACAUGCUAAAGGUGUCAUUUGGAUGAACUAGACUGAUGGAUAUGAAGUGGCUCAAUUCAUGGCUGGUGUUUAUGACAAUGUUAAGUAUACUUGAGUGAGCACACCCAAGAUGCUCUGUCCCUGGCCACAGGAAUACAUAUGUGUGUUAUUUCACUUAUUUCACUUAACAUUGUUUUCUUUAGCAGUUAUAGAGAUUUUAGUAAUGCGGCAGCUUUGUCCACUUUUUUUUGUCUGGCGAAGCAACAUUUUUUUUUGUGUGUGUGUCUACACCAAUCUAACUUUUUAUGUUAAUAACAGGGAUUUUAUUUUGCCUUGAAAUCUGUUAAGGAUCUUGUGCCUUCCAGGUUAACAGUACGACAAUGCAUUAGUGAAGAACUUGAAUUCUGUCCAAAGGGACUUUAACUCACUAUGCACAGGGGAGUAAAAUUGUCUCUGUGAGCCACUCACUCUGUCCUUGUUUUUCUGUAAAACUGUAGCAAAGGUUCUCUCUGUGUUUGUGUCGAUAAUUAAUAACGUUCCCUUGCUCACUAGGUGUCUCAGUCAGAUAAUUCUUUGAUUUUCAGUUUACUGGAAUAAAACAGCACUUUGCCAAACGAGUAGUUUUUAAGUACCCAAUGUUUAUUUUCCCUUUCGUACAUUGUAGAUUCAUAUUUGACAUGUACACCGUAUGUUAUUUGUAACUAGCAUAAUAUACUAUUGUAAAACCUCUUUGUCAGUAUAAUUUAUGCUCGUUUAUUUUUCAAUAAAUGCUUUGAUUUUUAAAUGAA